Messenger RNA from Amborella trichopoda, 3924 nucleotides. RefSeq lists its product as uncharacterized. Gene Ontology annotation, molecular function: ADP binding; protein binding. The record is from RefSeq and is a predicted model, not a curated record. Lineage: Eukaryota; Viridiplantae; Streptophyta; Magnoliopsida; Amborellales; Amborellaceae. Gene Ontology annotation, biological process: signal transduction; defense response.
CUCAGUACCACUUGCCUCACCUGCUAGAGAGAGAGAGAGAGAGAGAGAGAGAGAGAACCCAAAUCAAAUCCAUGGCAGUUUUUGACAAUAAAUCCAUGGAAGUUUUCCUGAACUUCUGUGAUGAAGGCACAGGAAAGAACUUCACAGGCCAUCUCAACAAAGCUCUCACUGAUUCCGGUAUCUCCACCUUCUUACCCACACAGCAACAACAUCAGCCUAGUGAUAUACAGAGAGCCAUUGAAGGGUGCGAUGUUUUUAUAGCCGUCUUUUCCCGCAACUAUGCUUCCUCUUUCUUCUGCCUUGACCACCUCUCUUAUUUACUCAGUUUGUCUAAGAGAGAGAGGCUUAUCCUUCCUGUGUUCUAUACCGUGGAGCCUUCGCAUGUCCGCUGGCAAAUGGGGCCCUUCGAGGAAGCUUUUGUAGAUCACAAAAUUAAGAGUGGGUUAGCUGAGGAGAUAAUGCAGAAGUGGAGAAGUUCUUUGAAAGAAGUUGCGGAUUUUAAUGGUUGGAAUAUGAAGGACUUCAGGACUGAAGCAAAAUUGGUAAACAAAAUUGUUAAGCAUGUUUCUAUGGAGGUAGUGCGCAAAACACCACUACAUGUCGCUGAUCACCCUAUUGGGCUUGAUUCCCGGGUUGCUGAUGUGAUGAGACUCUUAGAUCUUAAUACCAAUGAUACUCAAAUGAUUGGGAUCCAUGGCAUGGGUGGCAUCGGCAAGACCACUCUUGCCAAGGCAGUUUUCAACCAUAUUAAAUCGAGCUUCACAAGCAGCUGUUUCCUCUCAGAUAUCAGAGAAAAAUCAGAAAAUAUUUCUGGAGUUGUCACCUUGCAGAAACAACUUCUCAAUGAUCUGUUUAAUGAAGAAGAUACAAACAUAAACGAUGUUCAUAAAGGCAUCAAUGUUAUAAAGAGUAGAAUUGGAUCUAAGAAAAUACUUGUGGUAUUGGAUGAUGUCAGUGACCACAACCAGCUUGAAAAAUUAGUUGGUAAACGUGAUUGGCACUGUCAAGGAAGUCGGAUCAUCAUCACCACCAGGGAUGAGCAUGUAUUGAAUGUGCAUGAUAGAGUACGUAAUCAUCAUAUCUACAAGCUCGAGGGAUUGAAUGACACAGAAUCUCUUCAACUUUUCAGUUGGCAUGCAUUUAGGAGGGAUGAACCCAUGCAGCAAUAUGUCAAGCUCUCAAUAGAUGUGGUAUCCACUCUUGGUGGGCUUCCCUUGGCUCUUGAAGUGUUGGGGAGUUACUUAUGGGACCAGACAACUAUUCAAGCAUGGGAAGAUACAGUUACUGAUUUGAAAAAAGUUCCUAAUAAUGAUGUCAUGCUAAAGCUUAAAAUAAGUUAUGAUGGUUUGAAUGAAAAAGAGAAGCAAAUAUUUCUAGAUAUUGCAUGCUUCUUCAUUGGAGAGAACAAAGAUUAUGCAAUCGAUAUAUGGAAAGGUUGUAGACUCCCUGCUUCAAAUUCCAUAAACAGGCUCUUGCAAAGGUGUCUUAUAAAAAUUGAUGGUGGGAAGUGCUUGCGGAUGCAUGACCAAAUCCACGCUAUGGGCAGAUGUAUUGUUGAACUAGAAAAUCUCGAUGAUCCUGGAAGCCGGAGUAGGUUGUGGGAUCAAGAUGUAAUCUUUGAUAUGUUGAAGAAUCAUAAGGGAACUAGUAAAGUUCGAAGCCUAAUGCUCAAGGGGAACGGACAGGAGCAGAGUUUGGAAACUGAAGCAUUUAAAUCUAUGACCAAUCUGAAGCUACUUAGCAUCAGUGACGCAUGUCUUAUUGGAAGUUUGAAAUAUCUUUCAUCAGAAUUGAUGUGGCUAAAAUGUCCUUUGAGGUCCCUCCCAGAUGAUUUUAGGCUUGAAAAGCUUAUUUACCUUGACUUAUCAAAAAGUGAUGCUGUCUUUGACUUGUCAAAUGGCAACAACAAGCAGCUUUUCCCAAAAUUGAAGAUUCUUAAACUUACAAGUUGCCGUAACUUGAAGAGAAUUCCCAAUUGUUCUCUAUAUCCAAACUUGGAGAAGAUGAUUCUCGAAUUUUGCUCGAAGUUGGUUGAGAUUCCUGAUUCCAUAGGUGUUCUAAGGAAUUUAGUUUCUCUGAAUCUUCAACACUGCUCCAGCCUCAAGAAACUGCCAGAUUCGUUGGGCUCACUAACGAAACUCGAGGAGUUGGAUGUGAGUUUUGACAGCAACAACUAUGGACAGUUGAAAGAGCUCCCAAAAAACUUGGGAAGUCUUAUAAGUUUAAGGACUCUCAAAAUAGGAUUCAAUACUAGUUUGACAAGGCUCCCAUCUACUUUCUCAGGUCUUUGCUCCUUGGAGGAAUUGGAUGCAAGACCUUGUAACCUGCAGGGGAUGAUCCCAGAUGACUUUGAAAAGUUAUCCUCAUUGAGAAACUUGAAUGUCAGUGAGAAUGUCUUGAUGAGGGACCAUUCUCAAUUAGAAAACAUGGAUAUAAGUGGUUGUAAACUGCUGGUAACUAUCCCUGAGCUCCCCACUAGUUUGGUACAUCUGGAUGCUUUUGGUUGCGUGAAUCUGCAAAGCAUGCCCAAGCUAUCUCAUCUUUCUAAAUUACACACACUGUGGAUAUCUAAUUGUCUGCAAUUGGUAGCUAUCCCUGAGCUCCCCACCAGUGUGGAAUAUCUGGAAGCUAGUGGUUGUGUGAAUUUGAAAACCAUGCCCAAGCUAUCUCAUCUUUCUAAAUUAAGAGCACUGGUCAUAUGUAACUGUGAGCAAUUGAUAGCUAUCCCUGAGCUUCCAACUAGUUUGACGAUUAUGCGUGCUUUUGGCUGCAAACGUUUACAAACCUUGCCCAAGCUAUCUCACCUUUCUAAACUAGUAGACCUGCAAUUAAGUACUAGUAAUCAUCUAGUUGCUUUCCCUGAUCUUCCCACCAACUUGUGGUAUCUGGGUGUUAUCAAAUGGAAAUGCUUGCAAACUUUACCCAGGCUAUCUCACAUUUCUAAUUUAAAAUGUUUACAAGUUUUUGAUUGUGGUGAGCUGUUAACUAUCGAGGAUCUUCCGAUCGCUUUGGAGACUUUAGAUGCUUCCUACUGCCCAUCGCUGCAAACUAUACCCAACCUCUCUCACCUUUCUCAACUUCAUAUGUUGAAACUCAUAAACUGUAAGAGACUGAGUGAGAUACAUGGCCUCAGUGGGUUGAAAUCCUUGAGUACAUUGCACUUGAGUGGGUGCAACCCCCAGGUUUUGAGGCGUCAGAGGCUAGAAAAGGAAAUGUUUACACCCUUGCGAUCGUUAUGUGUUCCUGGAAGCAAGGUUCCAAAUUGGUUCACGCAUAAGUGGACGAUGCAGGAUACCACCGAGAAUCCAGAUUGGUACAUGAAGCAAACUGUGUCGUGCAUAGUGCCAAGGGUUUCAGAAGAAGGAGGCCUUCAUUUUAGACAAAUAAUGGUGUGCCUUGUUGUUUAUUCCAGUGAUUUUCGUUUCACUCACCCGUCGCAUCGUGUUACGUUAUCGCUCAAGAGGGAAGGUACAGAAGUUUAUAGAGUUUCGUUUACAAAUUUUACAGGGAGCCACGGAAAUCAUAUGUAUUUUCACCUUGUUGAACUUGGCCGGGGUGAUAUGCCUCUCCUGGACCCUAUGGUAGGGGGAGAUCAAAUUGAACUCGUUAAUGAAUCGGAAAAUUGGAAGGGUAAAAUUGAAGCCAAAAAUGAAUUAGGGCCAUCGAUGACAUCUCUGUGCUUUCUUUUGAAGGAGGCAGGGAUCCAUUUUGUAUACAAACCAGAAGACACCAAGGACUCCAUUUCAGAAAAACUGGCUGAUUUCAUCAAUUCAUUGUACCUUCAAUGAAAAUUUGCAGCCUCAGAAUUUUUGGUUUAGAACUUUCGAUUACUAAACUGUAAUUUCUUUUUAUUUAACAGAUGGAUUCACAAAUGACUUCAAUGUCAGCUGUUUUUUUAUCAAUAAUGAAAUGCACGCUUUUGCC